CACAGUUGCCAAACGUCCGUAGCACCGUGACGAGAGUAGCGUCGUUUUCGUUAUCGUAGUCGUCGUCGUCGUCGUCGUCACCGCCGCCGUUCCACCCGACGGGGUAGUUUUUUCUCGGGUUUUUGUUUUUUGUCUCGCCGACGAAACAAUAUCACAAGUACAAUUACAAUUCGUUGUGGUGCGUUCGCAAUGAGUUAAUAAUAAAAUCAGAGCGUUAUAAGCGACGUCGUAUCUGUCUGUCCUCGUGGGUGUGUGUGCGAGUGCGUAUUAAAGUUAGUGUUUGAAAAACUAAAAUAAGCCGCGGUGAACGAUGACGAGACGUGAUGCCGAAAAAAAGCGAAAAGGGCGACGACCAUUGGCCGCGUGAAUGUUUGACAGAGAAUAGAGUGACCCCUCAUCUCCAACUGAGUCUAUGCCGGUGCAGUGUACAGUGAAUAGUAUGUACGACUUUCGGUUGUCGUCGGUGUUGUUGGUGACGGUCGUUGUCGCGGUCGGCGCAAUGAUCGGCGGCGAGUUGUCGGCCGUCGAAAAAUCGUUACAGUUUGAAGCGGCGUUUCAAGGACGUUGUGGCCACGAUAGUCCAUGUCAACAACUAUGCUACGAGCUUCACGACGGCAUGUUCGAAUGUGAUUGUAAAACAGGAUUUGCAUUACACGAAGAUGGUUAUACUUGCACAAGAAACGAUUCAGUAACGGAUAAGAUCAAAGAGUUCGAAAGAGAUAUCGGACUGACGUUUGUCGAUUCCAAUGAAGUAGAUUCCGAAGAUAGCGUACGGUUUGUAAAACAUGUCGAAACUCAGACAUCCGCUGCGACAGGCUCCCCGGCUUUGUGCGUUCGAAAUUGCGGCGAAGGCACAUGCAUAUUCGAUAGCCAAAACAAACAAACUUGCCAAUGUCCGUUUGGUAAAACUGGAUCCAGCUGCCAGAUCACAAAUCCAAUUAGAUAUCCAAGAUUCAAUGGACGUAGUUGGUUAUCAUUUCCACCACUACGAGGAGCUUACAAACACGUGCAAAUAAGUUUAGAAUUCAGGCCAGAAAGCUGGGAUGGUAUAUUGUUUUUAGCUGCUGAAAGAGAUGAUUUAGUUGGAGAUUUCAUGGCUAUUCUGCUUCACAAUGGCUUUUUGGAAUUUAGGUUUGAUUGUGGAUCUGGUUUAGGAGUAGUUAAAUCUGAAGAAACAGUUAUUUUAAAUCAAUGGAACACGCUGUCUGUAUAUAGACAUAGAUGGGAUGCGUGGAUCCAAUUAAAUCGUGGAAAACGCAUUGCUGGGAGAUCAAAAGGUUUAUUCUCGAGAAUUACGUUUCGAGAGCCUGUCUUUAUUGGCGGUCGAGGUAACACAUCUGGAUUGGCUGAACGUUUUCCAACAGACCGUGGAUUUGUUGGUUGUGUUCGGCUCUUACAAGCCAAUGACCACAGAUACGAUUUUGGUGAAACACCUGCUGGUGAUACAGUCAAAUCUCAAGAAGUUGAGGAAUGCUCUACGGACAAGUGUACAAGAUCUCCUUGUCAACACGGUGGCAAGUGCGUAACAACUACCAAUUCAUCACUAUGUCUAUGCCCUCUUGGUUACACUGGAGAUUUAUGUGAAACAAUAUUAGACUUACAGGUACCAUCAUUUAAUGGUUCCAGUUACUUGAGACAUCCCGCUUUGGGUGACUCAGCUCUGUCAUGGUUGGAUUUAGACAUUGUUUUCAAAACUCAAUCAAUAGACGGCCUAAUACUCUACGAAGGGUACCAAAAGUAUGGUUCUGCUGAUUUCAUAAGUGUUUAUAUGAUUGAUGGUCAUGUAGAGUUUACAUUCGAUCUCGGCACGGGAACAGCAUCAUUAAGGAGUCCAUGGAGUGUUUCUUUAGGAGAAUGGCAUAGACUAUGGAUAUCACGAACGGGAAAAUUAGCAGUUAUGCGUGUGGACAAUCAACCAGAAGUUCAAAUAUUAUCAUCAGGAGCAUUUACGCAACUAUCAUUACCGUUAAGUAUGUAUAUUGGAGGUGUACCCGACUUCGAUACAGUACCUACACAAAUCAAGGUUCGGACAUCGUUCAGAGGCUGCAUACAAAAAGUAACUGUCAAUGAUAAACCAUUACAAAUCGUCCGUGGAGCCUUGUCUGGAGCAAACGUAGCCAACUGCCCGCAUCCGUGCGUGGCCAAACCAUGCGGCGACGACGUGCAGUGCGUACCGAUAUUUGACAAGUACAAGUGUGUAUGCGACAGACGAUGUAACUCGUCCGACAGCGAUCAGGUGUCGUUCGACGGCACGUCUUUCGUACAUUACACCGGUCACGAAGUACAACAAAGGAUCACUGACGGACAUUUGGAUAUUAAUAUGCGCUUUCGAACCACUGCACUCACCGGACUCAUAUUAUGGACCGGGCGGACAGACAGGUCCGCUGACUUUUUAGCAUUAGGAUUACAAGAUGGUCGUAUUGAAGUGACUUACGAUUUAGGGAGUGGUGAAACGGUAAUUAGAUAUAAUACUACUGGAUUACCUAUAAACGACGGACACUGGCACAGAAUGAAGUUUACUAGAGAUGAGAGAUUGAGUGCUUUGACUAUAGAUAAUGGUACGAAAAUGAUAACAAUUUCAACAGGACGACUAAAACAACUCAACACAAAUACAGGAUUGUAUUUAGGAGGUACGGAAGACGUGGAGAAAUCUACGGGAAAGAGAUACAGAAAAGGAUUUGUUGGUUGCAUUUCGGACUUUAUCCUAAACACGGACUACCAAGUGAAACUGUCUUGGUCCACAGGCAGAGAACGUGUUUGCAUAUCAUAGAGCGUGAGCGUCGUACGCAAUUAUUUCCUUCCUCCAGCACUCGUGCGCGCGUGUACACACUGAGCUUACGUAUAAACGUGUAAAAAUGACAACAAAACAUAAACAAAAAAACUUUAAUACCUAUCGCAGUUUUCAACUGAAGUAAAAAAUAUUAACUAUAAUGUGUUUUCCUAACGUUUGAUAUCUAGUCUUGUAUUGUAGUUAAAGGAAAUUCUGUUUUAGAUUAUCAUCAUUAUUAUUAUUAAUAUUAUUAUUGUUAUUUGUAAUACGAGUUAAAUUGAAGAACCACUAUUUGACUAGCUUCAAAAGUUCGAAUGUUCGGUCUUAAAACAUAAUACUUAUCAUAAUCGUUUUAAUAACACGGGUAAUUAUUAUGUAGGCAUCUUUAUUACCCAUGUAUCGAUGUUUAUCGAAAAGACCUAUAUAUUCCGUGUAGGCUAAACUCACCUACCUACCGCCCGCACGCGAAUUGUUUCGCAUCGUUUGACUCGAGUAACUGCAUAAUAAUUAUAAUUGUUAUUAUCAUAUUAUGUUUUGAAACAAACACGAACAAUAUUAUUCGUAAUCAUCAUUCGAACGCUCCUUCGCAUUUUCUGUACACUGAUACCUACACUUUAAAGCUUACUAUUGUAAAUAAUACUGUAUAUCGAGAACAAUAUCAGCCAAUAUAGAAUUUCUGGGCAAAAACAACGAAAUUCCGUAGAACAUUUCUGGAAAAAGAAUUUUUUCUAUACGAAAAAUGAUUCAAUGUUUAAUAUAAUAUGUUUUUAAGUCGUACAGCUAGUGAUAAUAUUUAUUAUUUAAUAAUUAAUAUUAUUAUUAUUAUUUUUUUUUUUUUUUUUUAAACAAUUUUGGACGAUGAAAUUUUUAAAAUAUUUUUCUACACCGGUGUAACGCCACUAAUAUAUCUAUCGACGACUUUUUAGUAGGUAUCCAUUUUCCUAUCUUCAUACAUCAUACACAACAUCACUGUUGCGUGCGUUGCAUAUAUUUUAGAUAUUUCAAAAACAUAAAUUACAAGGUUUUUACGUACAUAUCUUAAAGUUAGAAAAUAAAAAUUGUAGACAAUAACCCUUAAAAUCAUAUUGGUGUUUUUUUUUUAUAUAGAAUCGUGCAAUUAUAAUAUAAAAAUAUUUAUGAUUAUUAGUAAAAUAUUGUAUUCAAUUU
Molecule: messenger RNA, 3937 nt
Organism: Rhopalosiphum maidis (corn leaf aphid)
Lineage: Eukaryota; Metazoa; Arthropoda; Insecta; Hemiptera; Aphididae
Product: pikachurin-like
Exons: 14
Coding region: 413-2770 (785 amino acids)
Molecular function (GO): calcium ion binding
Source: RefSeq, a predicted model, not a curated record